Macadamia integrifolia is the source of this 1166-nucleotide messenger RNA. RefSeq lists its product as uncharacterized. The coding region runs from base 607 to 1071 and encodes 154 amino acids. The transcript is spliced from 2 exons. NCBI's taxonomy places the organism in Eukaryota, Viridiplantae, Streptophyta, Magnoliopsida, Proteales, Proteaceae. The record is from RefSeq and is a predicted model, not a curated record.
GUCAGUCACUGUUAUGGAAUAUACCUUAUAUGCUGAUGUCAUCUAUUAUAUUUUUCUUUUAAUACCAAAAUACCCUUUCUAAAUGUUAACUACCUAAAAUACCCAUUUACGGUAUUAUACCCUGUUCCCCAAAUUGAGACCUAACCCAUUCCCAAUCUCCGUGAAGAGCAGCGGCGAUCGAUCUCCGUGAAGAGCAGCGGCGAUCGAUCUCCGUGAAGAGCAGCGGCGAUUGAUCUCCGUGAAGAGCAGCGGAAGCGGUGAUAGAUGGCGACAUGGAAGGAAUCACGGCGGAGCUUCUAAAGACAUGGGGUUAUGGCAAGAUCGAUACUUGCAAUCUCCAAAUUGAUUUCAUCACAACCCUUCCGGCAAAGGCGACGACGGCGGAUUUCAUCACAACCCUUCCGGCGUUCCUCAAGGCUUUUCAGAUUAGCGGCUACGAACCCCCUUCCGGCGACUACGGCGGUAGCAACAACAGAGAUUCCUUCACCUCGGCUCUGAUUCCGAUCAUCUCUAAGGAUAUUGCUGUGAUAAAAGCUUCAGAUCAAAUGGGGAAUGGGAAGAUCGGUGGUAUAGAGAAUAAGGAGAGAGAAGACAAAGAUUUCAUUCAUGCGGAUGCAAGUACGGCAAUUGAAGAACAGCGGCAGCGACGAUGAACGAAGCCGUGGAGGGACUUGCGGCGACUCGUGGAGCAGGCUUCUUCAUCCUUUCAUUUUUGGAUGUGGUUUUGGCUGCACUUUUUGCAUAGAUCUCUUUCCUUCCAUUUUUGAUUUGAUGAAGAAGACCUUCUCUUUUCCUUGUUGGUUUUCAGGAUUUGGAAGCUUUGGCAUGAAUCUUGUCUCUUUGUCUUGGUUUUCCCCUCUUUAUAUGAUCUUGUAUGUAUUGAUCAUAGUUCUUAAUUGGGAUGGAUUGAUUGUUCGGUUUUCAGGAUUUACAAGCUUUGCUAUUAUCAGAAUGAAGGGAAAGCUCAAGACUCCUGCAAUUUCAAGGGCAUCGCCAUGGAGAGAGAGUGAUACAGAGAUAAUGAAACGGUAUACGUGUGAAGAGAGGGGUAUUUUUGGGAUAAUAAGAUAAGGGUGUUUUACUUAUAAGGGUUAAAAUGUCAUUUCAUAGCAUCACUUAACAGAGACUGACGGUAGGGGGUCUGAGUUUAAUUUGGUGAAAGAGAG